CUUUGCGCUGUUCUCUCAGCAGUUGUGGUUGGCCGUGCCCUCUUUGCCUGGAGGUCGUUCGCGAAGGAGAAGUGAGAGCGCCGUCUGGUCCCGUCAUGUUCGCCCGCUUCACCCGCCCUGCCUCUGCUGCACUUCGCAGGGGGCUCGCUACCUCCUCGCAGAACAAUGCUAAGGUGGCCGUGCUUGGCGCCUCUGGUGGUAUUGGGCAGCCCCUUUCCCUGUUGCUGAAGAACAGCCCCUUGGUCAGCCACCUCAACCUCUAUGAUAUUGCCCACACCCCUGGCGUAGCAGCAGACCUCAGUCACAUCGAAACAAGAGCGGAAGUCAAAGGUUUCCUGGGACCCGAACAGUUGCCAGAAUCUCUGAAAGACUGUGAAGUUGUUGUGAUUCCAGCUGGAGUGCCUAGAAAACCAGGCAUGACCCGUGAUGACCUUUUCAAUACAAAUGCCACUAUUGUAGCUAAUUUGACAGCAGCCUGUGCCAAGCACUGCCCUGAAGCUAUGAUCUGUGUUAUUGCAAAUCCGGUCAACUCCACCAUCCCAAUUACUUCAGAGGUUUUUAAGAAGCACGGAGUGUACAAUCCCAACAGAAUUUUUGGUGUUACAACGCUGGACAUUGUCCGAGCAAAUACCUUUGUGGCUGAGCUGAAGGGUUUGGAUCCGGCUCGUGUAAAUGUCCCAGUGAUCGGCGGUCAUGCGGGCAAGACCAUCAUCCCGCUCAUCUCUCAGUGCACCCCCAAAGUGGAAAUCUCUCAGGACCAGCUGGUGGCACUCACAGGGCGGAUUCAGGAGGCAGGGACGGAAGUUGUCAAAGCAAAAGCUGGCGCAGGUUCUGCCACACUGUCUAUGGCGUAUGCCGGCGCCCGGUUCGUCUUCUCCGUCCUGGAUGCCAUGAACGGGAAGGAGGGGGUUAUUGAAUGUUCUUUUGUCCGAUCGGAGGAAACGGAGUGCACGUACUUCUCCACGCCGCUGCUACUAGGGAAAAAUGGCAUCGAGAAGAACUUGGGUAUUGGCAAGUUGUCUCCUUUUGAAGAGAAGAUGGUGUCCGAGGCAAUCCCAGAGCUCAAAGGCUCCAUCAAGAAAGGAGAGGAGUUUGCCAAAAGCAUGAAAUGAAAAUCACAAAGAAGAGUACCGCGGUCCCCUUAAUUUAUUUAAGGUGCAUCAUGUCACUUUAAAAGGCUUCAGGAGACAAAGCCCUUGGCUUUCUCCAAAGGCCCCUCUGUAUUAAGUGUAUUACUCUCCCUCUGAUCUGUGAGUUCAAAUUCUGUUCUACAAUAAAGCAGCCUGUUAUUUUUUCAGGGUA
Gekko japonicus is the source of this 1302-nucleotide messenger RNA. RefSeq names its product malate dehydrogenase 2 (gene MDH2). Gene Ontology annotation, biological process: tricarboxylic acid cycle; malate metabolic process. The record is from RefSeq and is a predicted model, not a curated record. The transcript has 9 exons. Gene Ontology annotation, cellular component: cytoplasm; mitochondrion. Bases 96 to 1112 code for a protein of 338 amino acids. Gene Ontology annotation, molecular function: L-malate dehydrogenase (NAD+) activity. Lineage: Eukaryota; Metazoa; Chordata; Lepidosauria; Squamata; Gekkonidae.